Messenger RNA from Lactuca saligna, 1017 nucleotides. The record is from the annotation of a GenBank genome assembly. Lineage: Eukaryota; Viridiplantae; Streptophyta; Magnoliopsida; Asterales; Asteraceae.
AUGGCAGCUUCCACCAUGGCACUAUCCUCUUCUUUCGUCGGACAGGCAGUGAAAGCAGCACCAUCUGGUUCUGAAGUCACCGGAAAUGGAAGGGUUUCCAUGAGGAAGACAGCAGUCAAGAAGGUCGCACCAUCAGGAAGCCCAUGGUACGGCCCCGACCGUGUUAAGUACCUUGGCCCAUUCUCCGGCGAAGCCCCAUCUUACCUGACCGGUGAGUUCCCCGGUGACUACGGUUGGGACACUGCUGGGCUCUCUGCUGAUCCUGAAACAUUCGCCAAGAACCGUGAGCUUGAGGUCAUCCACAGCAGAUGGGCAAUGCUCGGAGCUCUUGGGUGCGUCUUCCCUGAACUCUUGGCUCGUAAUGGGGUCAAGUUUGGUGAGGCUGUAUGGUUCAAGGCUGGAUCCCAGAUCUUUAGUGAGGGUGGUCUUGACUACUUGGGGAACCCAAGUUUGAUCCAUGCACAAAGCAUUUUAGCCAUCUGGGCUACCCAAGUGAUCUUGAUGGGUGCAGUUGAAGGUUACAGAAUUGCUGGUGGACCUCUUGGUGAGGUAGUUGACCCACUUUACCCUGGUGGUAGCUUCGACCCAUUGGGUCUGGCUGAUGACCCAGAGGCAUUUGCUGAGCUGAAAGUGAAGGAGCUCAAGAACGGUAGACUGGCCAUGUUCUCUAUGUUUGGAUUCUUUGUUCAAGCCAUUGUUACCGGAAAGGGACCAUUGGAGAAUCUUGCUGACCAUCUUGCUGACCCUGUUGCAAACAAUGCAUGGUCAUAUGCUACAAACUUUGUACCUGGAAAGAUAGCAACCCCAAUUGGUAGCAAAGUUCAAGGCAUCGGGAACUGUGGAGAAACAAUGAGUGGGAAUUGGAAUAUCUCACCGCUGAAAAAUCCACCACAGGACCUCCUUUGCGAACGUGCAAUCCGUAAGCAAAUGGUUGGUUCACUCCGUAUCAGUAGAAUGCAUUUGGUACUCGAUAAAAGUAACACAAACUCCCAUCCGAUAGAGGGCCAAGGAGGAUGA